CAAAUCAUUUCAAACACCUAAAGUGAAGCAGAGAUUCUUUCCACGACGAAUACACAAGAACAACAGUCUGAAAGAAAAAAGAAAAAUGAGAUGCAACAAGAGGACAGCGGAUCCAGAGACGGAUCAGACACCCAAGUCCCACCGAACAUCACCCGCCACCACUCCUGCUGAGAGCACAGGACAAGAGGUUAAAAGAUUAAAGAGACAGAGUGACAUCAGCCAAGAAAAAAAGGAUGUAAAGAAAAAGGACAUUGAGGAUGACAAAGGAGAGAAACAAACUGACUGUGUUCCACAACAGUCGAUCUCCUUGAAGAAACUCUGGAAUGUGGAGAACAGUUUGGCUUUAGGGAAAGAGAUGCUACCUGUUUUCAACAAGUCAUCCUCCUCCUCCUCUCUCCAGACCUACCUCCCUUCCCACACUGUGUCUUCUUCCUCCCUGUCAAGGAGUCAGGCCCAUAAAUCAAGGGAAUUAAGCCUUGGACCUAAUCUGAGCUUUCUGCCUCCGAUUGAGAAAGAGCUGUUUACAUUGUUAACAGAUGCCAACUUGUACUGCAGGACGAGGAGAUACGCAGUAGCUGUUAAAUCCCUCUGCACUGCCCUGCAGCUUUCCUCUAAAGGCCAUGUGCUGAAGGACACGCACUGUGCAGAUCCUAACGACAUCGAACUCGUCUUCAGCUACAUCGAGGCGCGGCUCGUUGUCUGCUAUCUGAGGAUGAAGAAACCACAGCUGGCCCUCAUACAUGCGCACAGGUCAGAGGACUCAACAGACCGCUGA
This is a messenger RNA of Seriola aureovittata, 775 nucleotides long. Its product is annotated as spermatogenesis-associated protein 16-like. Gene Ontology annotation, biological process: spermatogenesis. Lineage: Eukaryota; Metazoa; Chordata; Actinopteri; Carangiformes; Carangidae. Bases 86 to 775 code for a protein of 229 amino acids. The record is from RefSeq and is a predicted model, not a curated record. The transcript has 3 exons. Gene Ontology annotation, cellular component: Golgi apparatus.